CCAAAACGUGUAUUAUGCACAGGUCACCAGCAGCUAAUCAACCAAGUGCUGUUCUCACCGAAUGCCAGACUCAUAGCCAGUGCCUCCUUCGACAAGUCCAUCAAACUAUGGGACGGGAGAACCGGCAAAUACGUGGCCAGUCUGCGAGGCCACGUGAGUGCAGUCUAUCAGAUCUCGUGGUCAGCUGACAGCCGACUCGUCUGCAGCGGGAGCUCCGACAGCACUCUCAAAGUCUGGGACAUCAAGACCCGCUCCCUCCUCACCGACCUUCCCGGACAUGCAGACGAGGUAUUUGCAGUGGAUUGGAGUCCGGACGGGGAGAGAGUGGCAAGUGGUGGGAGAGACAGAGUACUGAAGUUAUGGAGACGGUGAAAUGGUAUUAUUGUUGAUAGGGAUCAAAGCGACUAAAGCACGACCAGAACAUUUUAUAAACACACCCUUAAGGUCCAUUUUUUGUGCAGUAUACUCAUGCCAUCCAUCAUGGUACUGGUGGCUACUGGUGGAAAGGUACAUAUUGUCAGUAUGAUAACCAGCCCUUUGCAUGUAUAUAUACAUCGUGAGGUUCAACGCCAAUUUGAUGCCCACUUGACCUCUCGCAUUUCACGUGAUGCUGCUUUCCAUGCGAAGUUAAUUCCAUGCUCGUAGUAGUUAAGUAUCCCUUCCAAAAAAUAAAUUCAGAUCACUUU
This is a messenger RNA of Geodia barretti, 686 nucleotides long. Lineage: Eukaryota; Metazoa; Porifera; Demospongiae; Tetractinellida; Geodiidae. The record is from the annotation of a GenBank genome assembly.